AUGAUACGCCAGUUGGCGAGACAGUCCGCCAUAGCUGGACCGAGUCGUCAGCUUCUCACUCCCAGAUAUCGAGGGAUAACAACAACGCUUCCAAUCCUCCGACAAGAUGAUCGACUACCAAGAGGACACAUUCGACCUCGUCGAAGACCUAUACAACCUUCCCAACCCUCCGACCCAUCUCAACCCCAAUCAUCACCAGGUCCAUACCCUCAAUACGAUUUCGACCAAUAUGAUCCAUCUACCCUCCAGACUCCCGUCCCUUCCAGACCUGUCUAUAUCCCACCGGAUCCUCAAGGUAUACUCCAGGAUAAUCACGCUGCCAGGGAUUUACUAGCUCAUGAGAGUUUGGUGAUCGUCAGACAGCUGGAGAUGCUGAACGUAUUUAUGGGUUUUGAACAAGCCAAUAGAUAUGCUAUACAUUCACCUGAUGGACAGCAUGUCGGAUUUUUGGCGGAAGAGGAACAAACCAUCUUAUCUGCCAUCUCACGACAGGCUUUACGUACUCAUCGACCAUUCAGAGCUGUUAUCAUGGAUAGAUACGGUAAACCGGUAUUAUGGAUUCGCCGUCCGUUCGCAUUUAUAAAUUCGAGAAUAUUCGUACACGCUCAGGAAGGAUCAGAGGGUAUUUUAGUCGGGGAAGCGCAACAACAAUGGCAUCCAUGGCGAAGGCGAUAUAACUUAUUCCAAAGGAGAGAAGAAGAGACGUUCAAGCAAUUCGCCAAAGUGGAUAGUGGAUUCUUAGCUUGGGAUUUUUGGUUGAAAGAUCGAGAUGAUCGUCUCGUUGCAUCGAUCAAUAGGAAUUUCAGAGGUAUAGGAAGAGAGUUGUUCACGGAUACUGGACAAUACGUUAUUCGGUUCGAUGCUGCUGGUACCGAACUUGAUCUUCCACCAGGAUCAAACAUCAACGUACAGGGACAAUCACUGAUCCUGCCGGAAGGGAAGGAAGGAGGGUUGACUUUAGACCAAAGAGCUAUGACUCUGGCUACAGCAGUGUCGAUCGACUUCGAUUACUUCUCACGACAUUCAGGUAGCGGUGGUAUGGGAUUCCCAUUCGUCUUCUGGGGAGGUGGAGAUGGAGGAGUGGAUGCUACUCAACGUCGACCGUCGGACGUGCAGCCCUCCGACGGGGUGGCAGCAGUUGCAGCAGCCGGAGCUGCUGGAGCGGGAAUGUCAGAGGACGAGCAGAUAUAUGGCCGACAGCCAUCUCAGGAAAGCUCAGAUGAUCCGGAAAGGUAUCCUCCUAGUGCUGAGGGAAUGGAGGGGUAUGAUGAAGAACCAGGAUGGGGAGAUGACGAAGUCAUGCAAGACCCUUGGUCUCAACAGCAAAGUGAUGAUGGAGGAUGGUUUGGGGGAGAUGGUGGUGGAGACUGGGGAUCAUAA
Kwoniella mangroviensis CBS 8507 is the source of this 1380-nucleotide messenger RNA. RefSeq lists its product as uncharacterized. Gene Ontology annotation, biological process: plasma membrane phospholipid scrambling. Bases 1 to 1380 code for a protein of 459 amino acids. Gene Ontology annotation, cellular component: plasma membrane. Gene Ontology annotation, molecular function: phospholipid scramblase activity. The record is from RefSeq and is a predicted model, not a curated record. The transcript has 11 exons. Lineage: Eukaryota; Fungi; Basidiomycota; Tremellomycetes; Tremellales; Cryptococcaceae.